This is a messenger RNA of Danaus plexippus (monarch butterfly), 8540 nucleotides long. RefSeq names its product potassium voltage-gated channel unc-103-like. Gene Ontology annotation, biological process: potassium ion transmembrane transport; membrane repolarization during action potential. The record is from RefSeq and is a predicted model, not a curated record. Bases 302 to 3163 code for a protein of 953 amino acids. The transcript is spliced from 17 exons. NCBI's taxonomy places the organism in Eukaryota, Metazoa, Arthropoda, Insecta, Lepidoptera, Nymphalidae. Gene Ontology annotation, molecular function: inward rectifier potassium channel activity. Gene Ontology annotation, cellular component: membrane.
CAACAAACACAUUCAUCAUUACAAUUUUUAUUAUUUCUUUUUUUUUUUAAACCAUACCAUAGUAAACAUAUCGACAGUACUGAUACUGAUAUUUUACAUUUAUUUAUACUUAAGUUAUCUUAACGUAAAAAUACGUAUCAAAAUCAGACGAGCAAGUGGAUUUAAGAGCACAUCUAUGCAAAACACGGCGAUCGCUCUAUUGGAAACGGCCUCGGCCUACGAAAGAGCCGUGCUGGAAUGUGAGCACCUUGAGGCGUCGGAGCACGGAGGGUUUCGGUGAGAACGUUGGCGCGGCAGCGGCAUGGAGGAACGCGGGCCGCCGGACGUGCCGUUGAUCGUGACACCACCGUGCACGGGAGCUGUUGGCGCGGUAGGAGUUGGAGCAGCGCUCACCACCUCGCGCCGCGCCGCAUCAGCCCGGGGCUCCCGCGACGACCCGCCCCCCUCCACAUGGCGCUCCUCGGUGCGUGUGCGUGACACCAGUUUCCGUGGCUCCCGAAAAAGCGUCGUACGCCUUGAACCGCCCUGUAAUGGUCUCAACGGGUUGCCCGCCAUCGGCAAGGAGGUCCUCUCACUGGGCGCGACGGGCGGGCACAAGGGAACCACGCAACCAUCUUACCCCUGCACGAUCCUUCAUCAUUCUCCUUAUAAGGCCGCUUGGGAUUGGUUGAUUCUGAUAUUAGUCAUCUACACCGCAAUAUUUACUCCGUACGUAGCAGCAUUUCAAUUAAAUGAACCGGAUUUCGACAAACGCUCUCGUGGUUUCGGACAGGAUCCUAUUGUAGUUAUUGAUAUGAUAGUGGACGUGACAUUCAUAAUAGACAUACUUAUAAACUUUCGCACCACAUACGUAAACGCUGCUGAUGAGGUGGAGUCAAAUCCUGGGAAGAUCGCCAAGCACUACCUUCAAGGAUGGUUUGUGAUCGAUCUCGUCGCUGCUAUUCCCUUUGACCUGCUGCUCUUCGGAACCGACACCGACGAAACGACGACCCUGAUUGGUCUUCUGAAAACCGCGCGUCUUUUGCGACUUGUGCGUGUGGCGAGAAAAAUUGACAGAUAUUCCGAAUAUGGUACUGCCGUCCUUCUACUCCUUAUGGCUACUUUUGUUCUAAUCGCUCACUGGCUAGCUUGUUUGUGGUACGCAAUUGGAAGCUGGGAACGACCUCAGUUGCACGCCCCUAUUGGCUGGCUUGAUGCUCUCGCUAACGAUGUUCAAGCAUCGUAUGAUAAUUCCACCGGCCCAUCUAUGAGAUCGCGGUACAUAACGGCUUUAUAUUUCACGUGUACUUCAUUAACAAGCGUUGGUUUUGGCAAUGUUGCUCCAAAUACGGACAUGGAAAAGGGUUUUACGAUAUUCGUCAUGCUUGUGGGAUCUCUUAUGUAUGCUAGUAUUUUCGGAAAUGUAUCUGCAAUCAUACAAAGGCUUUAUUCAGGAACGGCGAGAUAUCAUACUCAAAUAUUGAGAGUACGAGAGUUCAUUCGGUUUCAUCAGAUAACUAAUCCAUUGAGACAACGAUUAGAAGAAUAUUUUCAACACGCGUGGAGUUACACAAACGGGAUUGAUACGUCGAGUGUACUGAAGGGAUUCCCUGAGUGUCUUCAAGCUGAUAUUUGUUUACAUUUAAAUAGAAAUUUACUGGCAAAUUGUUCAGCUUUUGAUGGUGCUAGUCCUGGUUGUUUAAGGGCUCUUUCAUUGAGAUUUAAAACUACGCAUGCUCCUCCCGGCGAAACGUUAGUUCAUCGGGGAGAUGUCUUAACUUCCUUGUAUUUUAUCUCCAGAGGUUCAAUUGAAAUACUUAAAGACGACAUUGUAAUGGCUAUAUUAGGUAAAGACGACAUCUUUGGCGAGAAUCCUUGCAUUCACAAUACAGUUGGUCGCAGCAAUUGUCGCGUACGAGCUUUGACUUACUGCGAUCUGCACCGGGUCCAUCGAGAUGACUUGUUAGACGUUCUAGACUUCUAUCCAGAGUUCCGGGCAUCUUUUGUUAAUAGCUUAGAAAUAACGUACAAUAUGCGGGAUGAAGAGCUGGGCGGCAUUGAACCACGUCGUCGUAUGCGCUAUGAAAACCCAUGCGACGCUAGAUUACUAAGGGAGGCAUAUGCUCGUACAACUAGAAGACCACAUACUGAAACGUUUGCUGAAAAAAUGACCUGGUUGCAGGACUCUCAGUGUAGUGACGAAGACACCGAAUCUCCUCCUAGUAGAGGAAUUCUUGAAUUUUCUGCGGAGAAAGCCGGCCAAGAUGUCACGCCUCUCAAUUUUAACUUCAGCAAACAACGCUCGACAACUCUCAAUUCGAUCACAGGCAUGCUAGCGCAACUAAAACGGAGCUUCCCAGACCUCUACCACCAUAAAACACACCAGCCGCUGCACAACAAGUACUCACAGUCAACACCUCAAACGUAUCGGGGUCGUGCAGCCGUUCGCCGACAGUCUUCCGUUGGUCCGUUAAAUGAUACCUCACCAUUAACUGGCGGUAUGGCAGGCGAAGCGGCGGUUAGCACGCCCGCUCACAGCGCUACGCUGCCUGUGUCUAGCCUCAGCACAAACCCCAGCUCGUACUAUACGAACGCUUCGCCCAGUCCGCCGGCACCCGCACCCGUCCACGUAUCCUGCGAUGACAUCCUCGCGCCUAGUGCCCCGCCAUCUAUAGGACGCACGUCACGGUCGGCUCCUCACUCAGCUGUCAACUUGCAUCAAACUGGAAGACCUACAGCAUUACCCUUUAGCGCUGAGAGGGUACAGACUGCAAUGCAGGAUGUCAUAUCGCCUCAAUAUCAAAAUGUAGGAUCUUCGGCAACGGCAUCUUCAGUAGCGACAAUCCUGACAAGGUUAGAAGAAUUAAGUAGAAGAGUAGCCGUCCUAGAAACUGGUCUCACCGCGGACGUCCGGCGGAUUUUACAACUCCUACAAGCACGUGAGGCCUCCCACCACAACGUAGCCCACACACCGUCACAGCCUCUACCCAAGGCGUCGCUAUCGGUCCCCCAAACGAAUGAGAACCCGUGGGAAUGGAAUUGGAUUGGCGAUCGCGACCGUGGACGUAACGGGCGUGAGCGCGGAGAUCGUACGCCGGGGGUGCAGCGGUCGGCGUCUGAGCCGCACGCUCCUCUACCGCCGGCACUGCCGCCGCCCCCUCAUUCACACUCGUUCUACAGGUAGUGUGAGGCAGGCGAGGCGAGCGCCCCCCGCUCCCGGCCCUCCACACGCUCGCUCGCUGAGUCCUCCUCGUGCGGCUCGCUGGCGGGCGGCUCGCGGUCGCCGGUAGUCGAGCCGCCCGCGACGUCCGCGACGCUCGCGAUGCCUGCUCGUUUUCACUUCUGCCGACGCAUCGCGAGCACUCGCCAUAACGACGCGAGGACCUUCCUCUGACGCGCCCGCCCCCCAUGCAUGGACCAAUUUUAUAAUUCGUCGAAAAUAAAUUGACACGUCCUCGCGUCCUCAGCUCUCGCUGAGUCCAAUCGUAUUUAAAAUUGAAUGUUCGAAGCUGAUCGCGUCCAACUAUAGGUCUAAUGAACGGCCAUGCUUAUGAAACAUUUGAAUCGGUAUCCAUAACACUACGUUACUAAGUUACAUGCGUGUUUGUCGCGCAUGAACAAAGAUAACUGGACGCAUCGGGUGCUUUAAUUUUUUCGUAGUUUACAAUGAUAAUGGUUACUAAAGCGUGACUAGCUGUUACAUUCAAUAGCACUAUCAGAUAAUAUUCACAUCGAUUUAAGUUUUGUAUCUGCUGAUGAAUAAAUUUUACCCGCGCGGAUGUAUCUGACUAAAAAUUAUAAUUUUAAGUUUAGUUCUCAGCCGCACAGAACGAAGUUAUAAGACUGAGACACUACGUAAAACCUACCUUCGUGAACUGUAUUUCCAGAAGAGAGUAAACGAUAAACGCUUUCUACCCGUCCUUGCUCCUUGCCUUUACAAUGUAGCUAGGUAAUAUCUAACACUACUUUGAUCAAACAUUUUAAAAUGCUCCUUGUGGAAGUGCGUUUAUGAAAAUAUGCUUGUCAUUAUUAUAGGUGUAUGUAGUUACCACUUAACCAUUGAAGUUACAGACUCAUACGGAUAAUGCCUCGGAUAUUUCUAUAAAUCUAACUUGGUUUUAUAUGAUUCAUUUAGCUGGAGAGUCACCGACAUGUUUUUACUUUACAUAAAGUUUUGAAAAUACAUUACAAGCAGCAACAAAUUUAUUGUUGAUGUAAAUAUAUAUGUUUUGGCUCAAAAUAUUUACCAAACUCUGUUUGGUAGUAAUUAUUACCAAAAUUAAGAUCAUUUUUGCCAAUAUAUCAAGUAAGCAAUAAAAUGUAUUGUAAGAACAGGCAUCCCAAUACAUACAUACUUAUAAGUGCUUAAUGCUAAAGAUUGAAGUGUUGUAUAUAUAAUAGUGCUUACAAGUUUAAAAUGCUUAUUAACUGUAAGUGUUAAUUUUUUUUUAUUUAUAGAAAACAUUUCGACUGAGAUUGUUCUCAUUAAUUAUUUCAUUUAAUUACGCACCUAAAGCAUAAUACGUAAUUCACCAUUAUAAAUUCAGUUCUUCAGUUUCCAAGGACAAAAAUUAUUUGAACUAAAUGCUUAGUUAUGCUAGUCGAUAUUAAUGUACAAAAAUACCACCUUUGACUUAAGAAAAAUUAAAUUGAUUGAUUGAUUAUUUUUUCAUUUCUUAUUUUUGAUGUUUUCGAAAUUACAAACACGCGUAGGUAUGGUAGGUAUGUUUGAUUUACAUAUAAAUUACAUAUAACAUUUAUUCUUUAAUUAAAUUUUAUAUUUGUGUGAAGGUAUGUUUGUACAGACAUCGACUAACAAUAAAUUAGAGAGUUUUUUUUAUAAAAUGAGAGAAAUAGUAUAAAAAGGAAAAAGGUUGACUUCGAUGAAAAAUUAAACUGAUAGAGUAUUAUUAGUUAGAUUUAGAUCUAUAAGUCUGUCAAUUGCAAAAUGUAUUUAGCUGCUAUAAACUUUUUAAUGUCUACAAAUAAUGUUGGUUGCUUUACCGUAUAUAAAUAGUAUGCCAUUAGGUACCUAAUUGCUUUAGUAGUUGUAGAAUUUCAAUACUAUUCAUAGUUGUAGAAUUUUAAUUAGGUCCCACUUAAAAAAUAUUAUUGUGCAAUUUAAAAUUGUUUGUCCACUAUAACAAUUUUUUUUUAAGUUGUCGAAAGAAUCACACAAAUGGACGUUUCGUUUGGGCGUGUUGCUAAAUUCAACAAAUAACAAUCAGUGGUUGUAUUCUUCUUAUGUAGUCAUCAGACUGAUAAAUAUAGAAUAAGAAUUGAGAAAUUAUACAUUACAAAAUAUAUGAAGAAAAAAAAAAAAACAAAAUAAAGUCUCAAAUAUGUUGCUUAAAAAUAUCGAACGUAAUAUUGAAUGAAACCAAUGGGUUUUGGGAGUCAUUUUAACAGUCUAUUGAUAGAAUUGCAAAAAAAAAUAUGAGCUUAAAACAACAAAAUAAUUAUAAAUUUACGUCAUAUUUUGUUAUAAGCGUGUGAUGAUGCAUGUUGUAUUUGCUGUAAUUACAUAACUUUGCAUUUAUAAUUUUAUUUAAAUAUUUAAAUAUCUUAAUAUUUAUGAAGUUAAAAUAUUACUGUUAGAUAAAGUUAAUCAAGUAAAUUUAUUAUAAUUAAAAUAAUACAAAAACCAUUUAUUUCAUUAUACUAUUUUUAUUUCGAUACUUUAAUCAUUUUGCGAUUCAAUUGUGUUUAGUUAGUGUUAAACAUUCGAUAAGAUUAAAUAAAAAGAAAGUUAUUAAAUAUUUAUUUAAUUGAACUCCAUAAUCAACAAACAGAUCAUGCUUUUUCACAAUUACAGAAAUCUACAUUUGGUCAUAGUUCUAGCUCUAUCUGAAAAUAGAGGCAAUUACUUUGGCCACAUCAUUUAAAUUAGUUAUAACUUUAUUUUUAUAAAGCACCAUUUAAACAGAUAAAGCUAUUAAAAAAACAUUUUUCAAUUCUAACACCACAUUAUUUGCUGUUAUAUAUAAAAUAGAACUUUGUAGUCAUCAUUAUGGCAUAGCAUUUAUUUCGAAUGAUGACAUUCAAAUGUCAAGAGUUGAACAGUAGAUUGGAGAGUAAGUGUAUUUAUUAACAAAUAAUAUUUUUUUUAAUGCACAAAUUAUACACCUUUUUAAAAUCACCGGUAACAAAUAAUAAUUACAAUUAUAUGGUAUUUUAAUUAUUGCCUCUUAAGUCACGUUGUUUCAUAAUAUCGCAACACUGAACUAUUUAAAACAAACAAACUUAAUAAAUAGGUAAUACAGCCUUGUUCCAUUAUCUCUGUCAUUACAAAUUAUUACAAUGUAAAUAAAUCACGUGAAUGAAGUUUUACAUUCACCACAUAGAAGAACAAAAUCCACACAUUAUGUAAAAAUAACAUUACUGUAUAAUUAAAGUCUUGUCGCUGUUAUAAGCUCUAAAAUUUAGUAUAAGAAAUUUUUAUUGUGAGUUGUUCGCUUUAUUUAAAAAAAAAAAAAUGAUGCCUUGACACAAUUUUAUUCACAAAACUGAUUUUUUCAUCUUUGUAAAAUCACAGAUUAUUGUUCUAGAAAAUUAUAUUGAUAAGUUUAGUAUUUUAUAUUUUAAAAUCAUAAAUGCGCAAUGUUAUAUUUGCGCGAUAAUAAUAAUUAGUAAUUUUGUCUGUGAUCAACAUUUUAUAUCGUUAAGCUGAAGAAUAAGCGCACGUAAAUUAGCUCUCAACACCAAUUCUCAUUUGUAUUUUGUUAAUAUUUAAUUAUAUAUGUGAUUAAUUAUGUAUGUGAAUGUUUUAAAUAUAUUUAUUAUGUAUAAUAUGUAUUAUAGUGAUCUUUUUUAAAUACCAUAAAUAAAAAGAGGAGAUACAUCAUUAUUGACAUAUUUUAAAAGAACACACAAGCCGUGGAAUUGUGAGAAGUUUGGCACACUAGGUUAAAAAGGUAACAAUAUUUUAUUGUUAUAUAUAUAUUUAUAUAUACAUAUGUAGGUAUAUUAUGUUGUUUCUUAACAUCUCAAAACCUUUAAUAAAUGUAAUUUUGUGAUUCUAAGACCUAUGUAGUUUAUUGGCAUAUUUUAAGUUUCCUGUGUUUAUAUUUUUUAUAAAAUUACAUUUGAUCAUUUGAUUUUUUAUUGUGUGUUACCGCACCGCGUUGAAGUAUUAUUUACUUUUUAACAAAAUUUAUAAAAUUGAUUAAAAAUUGAUAAAUUCAAAUCAUCAUGCGCACAAAUUUUGCAUCGCAAAUGACAGUAUCAAAACAGUUAUCUUGCUCACCUUAAAAAUAUAAAGCUACGCAUUUUCAAACAUUAUUAACGUCCUAUCAGUUAAUUUGAAAUUGAAAUCAGUUUGAAAUAUUUUUUUUAUAGUUUUUCUCUAUCGUCCAUUGAUACGACUUUGCAUCGGCACCGACGGUCGACCGGCACUGACGGUUUAAGCGUUUUUCAUUUCUAGGACGUCAACGAUAUCAAUAUCCGAUGGAAUAUGAAUGGAAUACAAUUAAACUAUGGAUAUUUUGCUAGACUUAGAAAACAAGCACUAAGGGAGUGGGUACAAAUGUUUCUGUUUCUUUUUCUUUAGUUUUUAGGCAGGUUGCACAAAAAAUAAAUUUAAAAAAUAUUAUUUUCAAAUACAUAUUAAUUUACAGUCCUAUUAUUUUAUGUGAACAUUUUGUUUUAUGUCGUUUUUAAGUAAUAUAUUAUUAUAGAUAUUAAAAAUACUAUAUGGCUGACAGCUUUCUGCCAAGAUAAACGAAUGUGAUCUCAAUAAUGUAAAACGAUUUUUUUAUUAUAAUUACACGAAGAUGAGUUUGUAAUCAAUUAUGUUUCUUUAUACUUAUUUUGAAUCAUUAGAUACUAGUCAGGAUUUUUAAGUUUUUUAAAAGUUAAAGAUAAUUUACUACAUAAUGAGAUAUUAUUAUAUAAUACACCCCUAUGAAUAAUUGAGUAGAAACCAUAUUCACAUUGUUAUAUUGAAGCUGUUGUUAAUUCGUUUACAUAUAAUAAUAAUUUUGUUGAACAUUUAUUAUAAAAAGUAAAAUAAACAAGCACCAACUCGAUCUUGUAUAUUGUUAUUUUUAAGCUACACAAAACUUUUUUUACAUGUUAAACAAUAGUAACCUCAGUACGGGUUUCAUCGACUACCAUAACACCGAUAGUUGAACGAUUAUUAUUCAUAAAUCGUUUUAAUUCUAUUGGUAGUUUAAUUAGGAAUGUUAACUCGUACUAAGGCCACAACAUUAGCUAAGUGCAAAAUUGUUAUCAUUGCUUUUAUAUGAUUUUUGUUUAUCGAUGUAUGAUUUUUAUUAUCUUUUACCUAAACUUUUAAUAUAAAUGUAGGUAUAGCAAUAUCUUCAGCUUAUCUUAAAUAAAUAAGAAAUGCCGUAUAAGUAAUUUUUAUACAAUAUUAUUAAUAGAUAUUUGUUCGUUGUUGUUAAAUGAUGAACGAACCGAAUGCUAUUGUACGAAGAAUAUCUAAAUUGAGCACUCUAGCCAUAUUUUAUGUAUAGGUGAAUGAAUAAUGUGACAGCGCAAAAUACUCGUUGAGUAAUUAAAUAAGUUCAAUGAAAAUAAAAAAUAUCACGCACAUGCGA